This is a messenger RNA of Diceros bicornis minor, 3246 nucleotides long. RefSeq names its product MEFV innate immunity regulator, pyrin (gene MEFV). Lineage: Eukaryota; Metazoa; Chordata; Mammalia; Perissodactyla; Rhinocerotidae. The record is from RefSeq and is a predicted model, not a curated record. Gene Ontology annotation, molecular function: zinc ion binding; protein binding.
AUGGCCAAGACCCCUAGUGACCAUCUGCUGUACUCCCUGGAGGAGCUGGUGCCCUACGACUUUGAGAAGUUCAAGUUCAAGCUGCAGAACACCAGCCUGGAAAAGGAGCACUCUCGGAUCCCCCGGGGCCAAGUCCAGACAGCCAAGCCAGUGAAGCUGGCCACUCUGCUGGUCACCCACUACGGGGAGGAGUAUGCUGUGCGGCUGACCCUGCAGGUCCUGAGGGCCAUCAACCAGCACCUCCUAGCAGAGGAGCUCCACAGGGCAACUGGCCCAGAAUAUCUGAUACAAGAAAGUGGCACAGACAGUUCAGUAAUGUCUUGUUCCUCUGGGGAGAAUAAGCCCAAGAGCCUGAAGACAUCAGAUGCUCCGCAAGGUGAUAGGCAGUGGCAAAGUGGUGACAGGGCAGCCAGCCUGCCAUCCAGCCAACUGGAGGCUGGAAGGGGGCCCCAGAAGAAGCCUCAGGUCAAACGGAGAGAUCAGAAGGGCUCCGAAGGCCUGGAUGUGCAGAGCAAGCCAGGGGCCAGGAGCGUGACUCCUUCCAGGAGAAGCCCAUUCCCUGGCAAGCUGCAGGAGGAGAAGGGAAGCAAUCCGAGUGCCAAGCUACGCAGGAAUGCCAGCUCUGCAGGAAGGCUCCAAGGACUCUCCAGUGGGUCAUUUGCUGGGUCCCUGGGAAGGAGAGAAUUCAAGAUAUCUGAAGUAUAUUUACCUUCAGGAAAGAAGCGACCCAAAAGUCUUGAAUUUAACAUUUCUUCAGGAGAAGGAGAACCCCUCAAUCCAGAAAUUCUUCUGCUUCAAGAGAGAAUAAGAAGUAAGAAUCCAGACUCAGUAGCCACCCCCAGUGAAGUGGCCACUCUGGAUAUAGGGGCUACUAUGGCUCCAGAGAAAGGCUCCAGGAAUCCAGAACCUUCCGUGACAGGGAGGCCGCAGGACAAGGCUGUGUGUCCCCUUUGCUGUGCCCAGGAAGGAGACCCGGAUGGUGGCACCUGUGUGCAAGAUUCCUGCAGCUGCUCCGUUGCUUCUAGGAAUCCCAAGGCCUUAGGUGGCCACUCACCCAGCUGCCCCUGGUGCCAGGCUUCACUCCCAGGGAAGAGUUCUGGAGGCCAAGAGCAGCAAGAGGACCCACAGAUAGCCAGCCUGAGCCCCAAGGCCCUGCCGCAGUGUGAGCGUCACAUGAAGCAGGUCCAGCUGCUCUUCUGUGAGGACCACGGGGAGCCUAUCUGCCUCAUCUGCAGGCUGAGUCAGGAGCACCGAGGCCACCGGGUGCGCCCUAUCGAGGAGGCCGCCCUGGAAUACAAGGAGCAAAUUCAGAAGCAGCUGGACCAUCUGAAGGAGUUGAGAAAAUCUGGGGAGGAGCAGAGAUCUCAGGGGGAAAAGAAGACAGCAAACUUCCUGAAAAAAACCAAAAUCCAGAAGCAGAGAAUCCAGUGCCAGUUGGAGCAGUUGUGCCAGUUUCUGGAGCAGCAAGAACAGCUCUUUGUGGGCUGGCUGGAGGAGCUGGGCCAGACCAUUGGCCAGGUCAGGGAGAGAUAUGGCACCCAGGUAUCCAAGGACAUCGCCCUCCUUGACGAGCCGAUUAGGGAGCUGGAGACCAAGCAAUGCCAGCCAGAAUGGGAGCUUAUGCAGGACAUCGGAGUCACCCUGCACAGGGCCAAGAUGGUGACUGUCCCUGAGCCAUGGGCCACCCCUCCAGAGGUGAGAGAAAAGAUCGACCUGCUCUACCAGAAAUCAGAGUUUGUGGAGAAGAGCAUGAAGAACUUCUCGGAAACCUUGCGCUCAGAAAUGGAAAACUUCAAUUUUCCGGAAGUGAUUGGUGCUCAGGCACCCUGAGUUAAUGUGAUUCUGGAUGUAGAAACUGCCCGCCCCAACUCAUCUUUCAUCUUCUCUGAUGACCUGAAGAGUGUGAGACUUGGAAAUAAGUAGGACCGUCUGCCUGACUAUCUGGAAGGAUUCUGUAGGUACAUCAUCGCCCUGGGCUCUCUGAGCUUCCUCUCCAGCUGCCAUUACUGGGAAGUGGAGGUGGGAGACAAGACAGGGUGGGUCCUGGACAUCUGCAAGGCAUCCAAGAACAAGAAGGGCAUGACUCUGUCACCGGAGAAUGCCUACUUGGUGGUGAUGAUGAAGCAAAAUGAGUACCAGGCAUCCACUUUUCUCCCAACCUGCCUGUGGAUGAGGGAACCCCCCAGGCGUGUGGGCAUCUUCCUGGACUACAAGGCUGGAGACAUUUCAUUUUACAAUGUGACAGCCAAAUCCCACAUCUACACAUUCACCGGCUUCUCUUCCUCCGGGCCCCUUCAACCUAUCGUCAGCCCCGGGACACAUGACGGAGGGAAGAACAUGCAUCCUCUGACCAUCUGUCCAGUGGGUCCAAUACUUUGCAUCUCUCUUCCAGCUCCCAGCCGUGUAUCUUGAAUUCAUACACUCAACAGUCAUUAUUGAACACUUACUGGGUUCCAGCUGCUGUGGGGAAUAUAAUGAAGAAGAGAAUAGUCCCUGUGCCCAAGGAGCUUAUGGAAUAGUUGCAGAAGUAAGCUAGGUACACAAAUAUUGUUAAACUAAAGGUGAAGGGAACACAUACUGAUAACAUGCCAUGGAUUUCAGAGGAGGAAGUACGUGGCUGUUGCUUAAUAAAUCCUUGUAUGAAUUAGCACCCUAACAUGCUGCUGAGGCAGAGAUCCACCCUCAUUUUCCCUCAGGACCCCGUGGCAAGGAUGUGUCCUCUCACUCUAUCCCCCUCUGUCUCGAGCACUUGGAAAGCCUAGAGAAAAAACAAGCAGACUGGAUUGUUACAAAAUAUUUUUGUACCUAGAUUAAUGAACUAUGGUUCUCAAGAGUAUUGGCUGGGGGCCUGCCCCAUGGCGUAGGGGUUAAGUGUGCAUGCUCCGCUGCUGGCGGCUCAGGUUUGGAUCCCGGGCGCGCACCAACGCACCGCUUGUCAGGCCAUGCUGUGGCGGCGUCCCAUAUAAAGUGGAGGAAGAUUGGCACAGAUGUUAGCCCAAGGCCAGUGUUCUUCAGCAAAAAGAGGAGGAUUGGCAUGGAUGUUAGCUCAGGGCUGAUCUCACACACACAAAAAAAGAGUAUUGGCUGGGCCUCACAAGUUAAUCAAUUAGAAAAUUUGGUCAUAAUUGCAUUUUUUGUCACUUAGUCAAUCACUGUGAGAUCCCAUUUCCCUAAUGAACACCCUGAAAGAGAUGAGGCUGCUGAAGUAGAAAAACAUUUGACACAUAUUCCAAGUGUCAGAUUAUU